AUGAAGUCUCAUGAAGCCUUGAUUAUAGGGAUCUCCGGUCCCUCGAGCAGUGGCAAGACAACCCUCGCACGCUUACUGCAGCGGGUAUUCUACGGGGUGAAUCUCAACCCAAAAGACCAAUGUCUAAAUACGUUCAUAAUCCACGAAGAUGACUUCUAUUUCCCAGACGAUAAAAUCCCCUAUACAACAACCCGCUCUGGCGCCAAAAUCCAAGACUGGGACACAGCCGCCGCAAUCGACAUCCCCUUCCUCUCGCAAGCACUGCGCUACGUGCGCGACAAAGGCACCCUCCCACCACGACUGCGCAGCAAGGAAGACCAGAAUGAUCAGACCUCUUCGGGCGUGUCGGACGAGCUAGUGCAGGAGUUGCGGGGUGUUGUUGGUUCCCGAUUAUUGGACAAGACGGGGAAACGCAAAGAGAAGACGAUUGCGUUCUUAGAGGGGUUUUUGCUGUUCGCGCCUCCUAGGUCUGAAUCUGAGAAAGAGGAACAUGUUCUCCGUUCUGUUCAUGAUGCUAUAGAUCUUCAUUUAUUCCUGCCUGCGGCGUAUGAGCUUGUGAAGGCUAGACGGGAGGGGAGGAGUGGGUAUGUCACUGUUGGGGCGGCGCCGGAACCGCCAGUAGAGAGUACUGGGGAGGGGGGACAUGGGGAGACGGGGAUGGAGGUUGAUCUCAAUGCUGAGGAUGAUCGUCCACCGCAGAAUUUCUGGGUCGACCCGCCUGGGUAUGUGGAUGAUGUUGUUUGGCCGCGCUAUGUGACGGAUCAUGCUUGGUUGUUGACUACUGAGGGUGAAGGUGAUGAUAUGAAGGGGCACCAGGCUUUGGGGGAGGCUGAUCUAGUUCGCAGGGUUGGGGAUGGGACUAGAGUAAGGACUGAUGUUGGAGUUGAGGUUGCACCGGGCUGGGGGAGUGCAGGGAUGGAUGUUAUUCUGAAGUGGGCUGUUGACUUAAUUCUGAGAUACUAUUUGGAUCGAACUUUGGUAGAAUAG
Penicillium coprophilum is the source of this 987-nucleotide messenger RNA. Its product is annotated as ribosylnicotinamide kinase. Gene Ontology annotation, cellular component: cytoplasm. The transcript is spliced from 2 exons. The record is from RefSeq and is a predicted model, not a curated record. Bases 1 to 987 code for a protein of 328 amino acids. NCBI's taxonomy places the organism in Eukaryota, Fungi, Ascomycota, Eurotiomycetes, Eurotiales, Aspergillaceae. Gene Ontology annotation, molecular function: kinase activity; ATP binding.